AUGGCCAACUUUGCAUCACCCUUUAAUCAGUCUAUUCUUCGCGAGGGGGAGUGGAAGUUCAUAGCUACGCGCAUCAACUCGAUUGUUCUAGAGCUUAGGCCCCAAAUCGAAUUUUCGAUCUUUGAGUCCGAUUCCCAGUCGCGCCUUGCAUCACAGCUGGUAGAUGGCAUGCGUCUGGAGCGGGCCCAGAUGUGUCAACUGAGUGGGUAUCUUGCCAUUGAGGGUGUCAUGCCAUGCAAUGAGAUCCAGUCGUUGUACCAAGCCUUCUCAAACCCGGGUGAUGGCGGUGUAAGACUAGUUCGUGAGAUGGCAUUCGACCGGCGAGGUUACUUGUUGGAUGGCAGUGGCGAGGUGAUGACGGUUUCAACCGCCUUGUGGCGGAUCUUUGCAUUCUUUCGCAUUCACCUCGCCAUGGCGCCCGUCUCAAGACCAGAGGACGCAAUUGAAUGGUACCACAACCCAGAUGAAGGUUUGGCGCAGCCCAGUCUCAGUCUGGAUGCCCAUGUUGCUGCUGAGCUUUACAUGCGAUUGAAACGCUGGGAUAAAAUGAGCAUGACGCGCUCUCCCGCAUUGAUAGACGAGUUGCAAGCCCUCAUCGCAGGGAUCAAUGCCAUCGGAGACAGCGAAGAUGAAUAUCGUGCGUUGUUGCGUACCGAAGUUCAUCAUCGUGAACUCGAGCUCGUUGCAAUCUUUCUUCGGGAGCAUCCGUCAGCUGCCAUACCGCUUGCGCUACAAGAGGAGCUUCGUUUACUUCGUCAGGAUGGGACUGUGCCUCCGUCCCCGCCGGAUGCCCGCCGGGUAUCGGAUGCCCGGGCUGUUGAAAACCCGCCGGGUACCGCUCAAACCCGCCGGGUCUCGGUGCACACCCGGGCGCGUGAGUCGCCAAUGCAGGUGUCGACAGAGGAGGCUGGGCUGGGCACACAAGUUCGAUCAACAGACUCUACAGAAGCACCAAGUGUUUUAACAUUAUUGUGA
Molecule: messenger RNA, 975 nt
Organism: Peniophora sp. CBMAI 1063
Lineage: Eukaryota; Fungi; Basidiomycota; Agaricomycetes; Russulales; Peniophoraceae
Source: the annotation of a GenBank genome assembly